AUGCCGCAACACUCGAUCGACUCGUCUGUCGUCCAUGUGGAGUGUCGCACGACGACGAGUGCCCCACGAGUCCGCGCCCUGACCCGUCUCAGCGACAGCUACUGGAGCGCCAGGCACCGACCCCAUGCGUGGCGCCUUCGCUACUGCGAGGCGCAGGACGUCGGCGCGCGCGCGGACGGCCCGUUGGCGUACACGAUGGACGAAGCCGUGGACCUGGAAGUGCUGACGUACAUGGCGUCGACGCGCGCGCGGGACGCUGGCGACUGCAGUGACGAAGAUGCCGCCGCCACGUGCAAUGGCUCGGGCUUACCGCUCGUGUGCAGCAACUGCGGCGUGUCCUUCUUCUCGCUGCAGAUCCCAGACGACCAGAUGGACUGCUACUGCUCGGGCGAGUGCAAGUGGAGCGUCAUUAUGUAUCGGGAGAUGGACCGCCGCUUGUUUGCGAGGCGGAACAAGUGCGCGCUCGAUGCAAUUGGACGCGCUCGUCCUCGAGCUGCAGUUGAGGCGGCAGCAGCGACGGACGCGCGUCGUGCAGGAGCUACUUCGAUCACGUGUCGAGCACCACCUGCAGCGUGCGCAGUCGACACGCUACAGACAGGCACUGACGGUCGUUGCGGCAGUGGCGUCCUUAGUAUUUAA
Messenger RNA from Hyaloperonospora brassicae, 639 nucleotides. Lineage: Eukaryota; Oomycota; Peronosporomycetes; Peronosporales; Peronosporaceae. The record is from the annotation of a GenBank genome assembly.